This is a messenger RNA of Teleopsis dalmanni, 4465 nucleotides long. RefSeq names its product myosin-9-like. Gene Ontology annotation, molecular function: metallocarboxypeptidase activity; zinc ion binding. Gene Ontology annotation, biological process: proteolysis. Bases 29 to 4378 code for a protein of 1449 amino acids. Lineage: Eukaryota; Metazoa; Arthropoda; Insecta; Diptera; Diopsidae. The record is from RefSeq and is a predicted model, not a curated record. The transcript has 7 exons.
UUAGUGUUUAGUGUCAGAUCUCGUUAAGAUGUCUCUUGGGAGAUCAAUGUCGUGCGCAUCGUCGUUAUCAUUAUCAACGCGUUCGGUUGUGACGUUUAUCGCGUUUAUUAGUUGCAUAUUUCUAAUUGUCAACGAUAUAGAAAAUGUGUCGUGUAUGUCAUUGGAUCGUUUAGGUAUCGAAAGAAAUGAAUUACUAGCAGAUAAUGUUGAGGAUUACAAUCCUAUUAAAACCGCAGUGUUAGUUGAUGACAUGGAACUAGAAGCAGUGCCAUCGGUUGGUAAUACGUAUAUGCUUGUGCCGGCCGGUAGUGCAAGUGAACGUGAAAGUGUUGAAAAAAAUAUUAUUGAAAGUGUGUCGGGCGGUGAAGAAGAAUUCUUUAAUCCAAACGAAAAUGCUGGUGAUAUGUUAAUGAUGGAAACGAAUGAUGCACCAGCUAUGCAAAUAGUGGAAUUACCAGUUAAUGUUGCUGCUGCAAUUGCUGAAGAACAAGUUCAAAAGGAAAAUGAAUUCUCAAAUGUUGAAAAUGAAAGUAUUAUGGAACCAGUUGUUAUGGAAGAAUUACAAGAAUCUGGUGAACCAAUUGCGUUAGUAAUGACAGACUCGUCAAUACAGGAAGCUAAUACAAAUGAGUUAGAAAAUAAUAAAAUGGAGGAAAUUGCAGAGAUAGUGCAAAAACUUGAUGAAUUACCAAAUGAAACUAUCGAACUAGCUGCAGAUAUGCCAAAUACAGAUAAAAUGGAAAGCAUAACUGUUGAAAAAGAACCGGAAACUAGUGCCAAUAUUGAAACAAUAUUGGAUGAAGGAAUUGAAAGUGCACCGGUAGAAAUUAUUGCUGUGCAAGAAAGCGCAAAUGAAAACUUAAGUGCGCCUAUGGAGACAUUUGAAACUGCAGAAUUAGUUGAAAGUACUUCACAAGAACAAAUUAAGCCAGAAAUACAGAUUCCUGUAGAAGUAGGAUUAGACUUAGAUAAUACAGAAAAUGCAGAAAAACAAGAAGAAAAUAAAUUAGUGCUUGAUACAUCUGCAGUUGUUGAAACCGAUGCAGCUAAACCAGAAGUGCUCUCAGAAGAAAUAGUAUUGAAUCUACCAGUUCAAUCUUUACCAGAAAAUGAAAUGGAAGAUAAAAUGGAAGAAAAUGUCAAGAACGAAGAAUUUGAAGUUGCUGAGACCAUUGCUAAGGCUGACGGACAAACUGUCACUGAUACAGUAGAAGAAGAAGAAAAGAAAAACCUUGAAGUACUUGAACAAGUUAUACAAGAUGUCGAAAAAGAAAUAGAUACAGCAUUAGAAAAUCAAGAAAAAUUAGAAAAUGAAUCUGUGUCUAAUGAAUCAAAAUUAGAAGAACCAUCAGUUGAAACUGCAGAAACAGUUGAAGAAGCAGCUAAAGAAACUGAAGAAGUAGCUAAAGAAACUGAAGAAAAUAAAGAAACUGAAGAAAAUAAAGAAAUGGACAUUGACAGUAAUGUAAAAGUAGAAAAUAAAGUUGAAGAAGCUGAUAAAACUGAAACUGAAGAAAAAACUGAAACUGAAGAAAAGAAUGAAACAAUGGAAAAAAUUGAAACUGAAGAAAAGAAUGAAAUAGUAGAAAAAGAUGAAACGGAAGAAAAAUCAGAAAUGGUAGAAACAAAUGAAACUGCAGAAAAAAAUGAAACACAAGAAAAUGCUGAAACGGAAGAAAAGUUUGAAACAAUGGAGGAAAAUAAAUUGAAUAUGGAUGAACCAAAAGAAAUAGAAUCUAUGCAAGUAGAAACUGUAAAUGUAGAAAACACAGCUGAUAAACAACUAACUGGUGAAAAAAAUGUUGAUAAAAUUGAGGAUGAAAUUGUUAAAGAAAAUGUAGAAGAAGAUAUAUUGAAAACAGAAGAAAUGAUAAAUACUGAAGAUAACAAAUCUGAAAUUGAAGAUGGAAGCCAACAAACAGAAAAUAUUUUUGAAACUCUGCAGAAUACUAAUUUAGAUGACAAUUUAAAACUAGAACCAACAAAUGAAGCUGCUGAAGAAAUGCAAAAUGAAAGUGUUUCACUUGUAGAGGAACCAGUACAACAACAAGAUAAAAUCGAAGAAGCUGAAACAGAUAAAGUUAAACUGGAAGAAACUGCACUAACACAGGAACCAGAUAAUAAAAUGGAACAAAAUAUUGCUCAAAACAUUCCAAAUAUUGCAGAAGAUGAGCAUAGUAUGUCUGAAAUGAUUAAAGAAGAAAUCAAAAAAGAAGAAAUUAAAGAAGAAGAAAUUAAAGACGCAGUAGAACAAGAAAUCGAUAUGCCAACAAAUCAAGAAUCAGAAAAAAUUGAAGUUAUUCCAGAACUUAAACCAGAUGCUGAAAUGGAGACCAUUAUGGAAAGUGAACCAAGUGAAGAAGAUGUAGAAAAAAUCAAAAUUGAAAGUGCGCCUUUAGCAGUAGAGAACUUAGAGACACUUAUUGAACAACAAGAUACUUCCGCUUCAGAUAUUCAACAACCAGCUCAAGUAGCUGAUAUGCAAUUGGACACUAAUACUUCCGCUCAACAAGAAGAAAAUAAUAAGAGUGAAGAAAUUUUAGAGCAAAUAGUCGGGGAAGUAUUAACUGAGAAAGAAACUGAAAAGGAAAUUGAAAAAAUUGCAGAAGAAAAUAACAAAGCUGAUAUUACACAAAUUCAAGAAGAAAAUGCAGAUGCAGAAAUGAGUGAUAUUUCAAUUGCUGCAAACAAUAAUGUUGAAAAUGUUGAAAUUACUGAUAACACAGAUACAAUGCAAAAUCCGGAAAAUGCAGUGUCUAUGCAGGAAACCCAGCCAAGUGAUAUGAAUGAACCCACUUCCAUAUUAACAACCAUUGUACAAGUACCUCAACAAGAAAAUGAACUAGUGCAACAACAACAAAUGCAAGCUCAAGUAUCUCAAGAAGAGCCCACGCAACCAUUACAAAAUGUUGUCGCUGAAUUAACCACAACUAAAUUGGAAAAUGAAAUGGAAACUGCAGCUACCCAACAAACGCAACCACAACCACAACCAGCUGCAGCAGAUGCAACAAUUGAAAGUAGCACUCAAAUGCCACUAAACGUCAUGGAUAGUGUGCUCAACUAUGUGAACGCCUCAUUUAUGCUACAAAAUAAUAAUAAACAGCAGCAGUUGCAAGAAUUGCAAAACAGCGAUGAGAUAUUUAAUUCGAAAUUAAGACGUUAUGAUGGUGCUCAAGUCUGGAGAAUUGUUGUGCAAAAUGAUUUCGACAAGAAAAUGGCAGAUGAGUUACAAACGAAAUACGAUGGACAACUAUGGAAGGAGGUCAAGCAAGAGGUUGACUACUUGUUGAAGCCACAAGUUUUGGCUGAAGCUGAGAAACAUAUUCGGGCAGCGAAUCUUUCGCGUAUUGUACUCAUUGAUAAUCUGCAAAAAGUCAUUGAAGUCGAAAAUCCACCAGCAGAUGAAAUCGCACAACUACAAAAUAGAAAGGGACAUCGUUUGACUUGGCAAGCCUAUCACCGCUUAGAUGAUAUACACGGUUUCUUCGACUAUUUGGCUAAGACUUAUCCUGAUAUUUGCACUGUCGAAACUAUUGGUUAUUCAAUUCAAAAACGUCCAUUGAAAAUAUUGAAAAUAUCGAAUGGCAAUGCAGGCAAUCCUGGUGUUUGGAUUGAUGGUGGCAUGCAUGCACGUGAAUGGAUAAGUCCUGCCGCAGUUACAUACAUCGCAAAUCAAAUUGUUGAAGGUUGGGAUGAUAUGCCAGCACAUAUGAAGAAUGUCAAUUGGCACAUACAUGCUGUUGCUAAUCCUGAUGGUUAUGAAUAUUCUCACACCACAGAUCGUUUGUGGCGUAAGAAUAUGCGUUCACAUGGUCGCAACUGUCCUGGCGUUGAUUUAAAUCGUAACUUUGGCUAUAAAUGGGGUGGUAAGGGUACCUCAGCUAAUCCAUGCUCACAAACAUACCGUGGCAGCAAAGCUUUCUCCGAACCAGAAACAUUCUAUAUUUCUAAAUAUAUAAGCAACUUCCCACGUAAUACAUUCCAAGCUUACUUAUCCUUCCACAGUUAUGGACAAUACAUAUUGUAUCCUUGGGGCUAUGAUUACCGUGUAACGAACGACAAAUCAGAUUUGGAUCGUGUAGCUAGACAAGCUGGCACUACAAUCACAAAGAGCACUGGUUUCAAAUACACAGUCGGUUCUUCUGCAACAACAUUAUACCCAGCUGCUGGUGGCUCGGAUGAUUGGGCUAAAGGUUUCGCAGGCAUUAAGUACGCAUACACCAUUGAAAUGGGUGACACUGGACGUUAUGGUUUCGUCUUGCCCGCAAGUUAUAUUGAACAAAACGGUAAAGAUGGUUUCACCUUCGUCGAAACUGUGGCACGCGCUGUGACAAAAACAAAGGACAGUCGACGACGUAAAAUACGUAGACGUAGUUAAAUUAGUUACAUAAAAAAUUUUAAUUAAUUUAAUUUAUUUAUUUAUUAUUUAAUUUAAUUAUUUAAAUGGUUUUGUCUGUUUUGUGUG